AUGAUUGAUACAGAAGCAUUUGUUAGAAAUUCCCCUUUCAAAUUGACUCAUAAUGAUUCUAGUGAUAGAUAUAAUCUUAACAACACUACACCUGAUUUAUUGAAAUUUCAACUUCAAGAACAAUAUAGAAGUACUAUGUCUGAAUUACACAAGGAUGCUUUGGAUACCACUAAACAUCAUUUGGAUGAUAAUGAUAAUGAUAAUAAUAAUAAUACUACUACUACCAAUAUGAAUUUUUCCAACGGUCAAACAUUACAGGAUUCAUUUAGUAAUCACUUACAAUCACAAUUAGAUUCAGAUGCCAUUCAUUUAAGUACAUCCACGGGGAAUUUAUCUAUUUAUUCAACUACAACGUCCACCUAUGUUGAAGAUGAAACGGACCAGAAUCAAAACAAACUUCUUGGUGAAAAUGACGAUGCAAACAAUUUAGAUUCAUUUAUUUCAUCACAACUAAACAAACCUAAUUAUCUUAAUUUGAAAAUAUUGAUUGAAAAUUCAAUAUUUGAUACCAAUAAAAUCACUCAAACUUCAAUAUUACCUUUGAAUGAAGUUCGUAUACUCAAACAGGUGAUAGAUGAAAAACAAGAUUUACAACAAUAUUUGUUAUCGAAAAUAGCGAUAUCACAAUCAUUUUUCAAUGAUGUUAUUGUUAGUCAAGACCAAGAUAUUGAAAAGGAAUUAUUAAUAAAAUUAAUGAAAACUCAAUCUUCAUUACAAUCAAAAUUAAUUUCAACAACUACUGAACUUGAAUCUUUAAAAGAAAAAUUGGCUAAUCACAAUAUUUCAUGUUUAGUUUUAGGUUAUAUUGAAGAUGUCAAAGCAUCUAAAAAUUUAAGUGCCAAUACAACUUUAAAUCAAUCACCAAUCAGUUCUCCUGGUAAAAUACCCAAUAAUAGAGAUCCAACUUCUCCAAAUAAAUACCAUUUCCCUGAUCGUAUGAGUCAAUCUCAAACCAUGCAACAUCUUGAUAGUUUAUUUGCUCAUGUUGCUAGUGUGGCAGCUCAACGUAACAUUCCCUUACCUUCACCACCAGCUACCGAUGGAUUUGAUGCCAAAAUAACUUGGGUUCAACAAUGUAUUGAUUCCAUAUUAUCUGAAGAAAACACUAGUACCAUGAGUACUAAACAAACUAAAGCAUUAUCAAGGGCAGCAAGUAAAACUAGACAAGAAUAUAAAACCGCAUUAAAUGAUUUAAGAUUUUCUUAUGAAUAUUUAUCUAAAGAAUAUGAACAUUCACGAGAUUCAUCUAAUAAAUUGAUACAUGAUUAUAGAAAGAAAAUAAGUCAAUUGGAAAGAGAUUUAAAGACUAGAUCAGCCAACGUUGAAGAAUUAAUGACACCACCAACAACAACAACUGGAUCCAUUGGAUCAACAAGACCUAUCACCACCACCACCACCUCAACAUCAACAUCAUCAACCUCACCUUCAAUUUCAUAUGAUUUACUAGAAAGUAAAGAUAAAGAAAUUUCUCGACUUCGUAAAGAAUUGAAUUUAUUAAAAAUUGAUAAACUUGGUAAAUCAUAUGGUAAUAAUCACAAUAAUAAUAGUACAUCAUCAUUUUUACAAUCACCAAAUUUGGAUAAUCAUCAACAAAAUGCAUUUACUUCUGUAUCACCAAUCACAGGAGAAUUCUUAAAUAUACCUGAAUUAUCAACCCUGCCUAAUGGAGGAGAAGAUGAAGAUGAAAAUGCUACAAUAAAUUCUCAUACUUCUCAUACUAGCAAUAAUGGGAAUAAAAGACCAGUAUCGAUAUCAGGAUUUAGUAAUGGGAUAUUAAGAAAAGAAUUUAAAAAAAUAGUGAGUGAUAUACAAGAUCAAUAUGAAAUGGAAUUAGCUGAAGAAAGAUUAAGAAGAAGAAAAUUACAAGAACAAUUAGAUCAAUCAGGGGUGGUGGGGAAAUAAUAG
Molecule: messenger RNA, 1905 nt
Organism: Candida albicans SC5314
Lineage: Eukaryota; Fungi; Ascomycota; Pichiomycetes; Serinales; Debaryomycetaceae
Gene: PEA2
Product: Pea2p
Exons: 1
Source: RefSeq, a predicted model, not a curated record